AUGAGCAGCGAGAGAGUGCCGUCUCUGCCAUUGCCAAACUCGCAUCAGGCAUACUCGUCGGGUACCUCGUCACCCCGGGUCAGCUCUAUUGGGUCCGCCUCAAGCUCGCACGCCUCGCAGUCGUCCUUCACCUCGGCCGCAUCCUCCAACGGCCCCAAGACCCCCUCUCCUACUCUGCCCAUCACCGCUACCAUUCCUGGUUCCUCAAGCCAGCAGGUCGGUGCAUACGAUAGCUACCCCGCCAUGAAUCAACCCGCUGCCGACAUGUAUUACUCGCAACACAUGUCCGCUGGACAGGCGCCGCCGCCCCAGACCGUCACCUCUGGCGCCAUGUCUUACCACUCACAGCACCCGCCGUUACAACCGACUCAUAUGCCCCAGUACGCCCCGCAACCCCAGUACUCCCAGUAUGGCUACGCCAAUGGUUUGACCUCGCCCCAGAGUGCGCAACCUGCUAGCCAGAUGGGCCAAAACGUCCUUCCUUUGCCCGGUGUAGCAACCCAAGGCUUCCAAGGCUUUGACACCACCGGACAGGUUGCUCCCCCAGGAAUGAAGCCCAGAGUGACAGCUACGCUGUGGGAAGACGAGGGCAGUCUGUGUUUUCAGGUCGAGGCCCGCGGUAUCUGUGUCGCGCGCCGUGAGGACAAUCACAUGAUCAAUGGCACCAAGCUUCUCAACGUUGCUGGUAUGACCCGCGGCCGCAGAGAUGGCAUUCUCAAGAGCGAAAAAGUGAGACAUGUUGUCAAGAUUGGCCCCAUGCAUUUGAAGGGUGUCUGGAUUCCAUUUGAGAGGGCACUCGACUUCGCCAACAAGGAGAAGAUUACGGAGCUCCUGUACCCGCUGUUUGUUCACAACAUUGGUGCUUUGCUGUACCACCCCACAAAUCAGACCCGCACCAACCAGGUCAUGGCUGCUGCUGAACGUCGCAAGCAAGAACAGAACCAAAUGCGCGGUGCUCCUCAGACCGGUGCCCCUGGGCUACCCUCCAUUCAGCAACAUCAUCACCACAUGAGCUUGCCUGGCCCCCAGCAGUCGCUGCCGUCCCACGCUCAAAUGGGACGUCCCUCGCUUGAUCGCGCGCACACCUUCCCCACGCCGCCGACUAGCGCCUCCAGCGUCAUGGGCGGGAACAUGAACGCUUCGGACAGCGGAUUCCAGUGGGCACAGGGUCAAGGAAUGGGCAGCGCUCAAGGCGCCAACCCGAUGUCCAUCGAUACCGGCUUGAGCAACGCCCGUUCAAUGCCCGCAACACCGGCCUCCACACCCCCGGGAACGACUAUUCAGAACAUGCAAUCGUAUCAGUCCGGCGCGCAACAGUACGACAACUCGAGACCGAUGUAUAACCCUUCCGCCCAACAGUCGCCGUACCAAGCUACCAAUCCUUCUUCUCAAGACCGCCCCGUCUACGGCCAGCCCGACCCGUACGCUAAGAACGACAUGGGACCUCCGACAACACGCCCCGCAACUUCUGGCGCUCCUCAGGACCAGAAACCCGCCAACGGAAUUAUCCACGCUGAUCAAUCCGGUGGUCAACCUGCCGGGGAUGAGGAAGCUGAGCAUGACCAUGAUGCCGAAUACACCCACGACAGUGGCGCGUAUGACGCCAGCCGUGCUUCCUACAACUACUCUGCUCCUGCCGUCGGAAACCUACCCGCUGAACAUCAGCACCUCUCCCCUGAGAUGACCGGCUCGCCGAGCCACCCGCCUGCGUCUGGUCGCGCAACUCCCCGCACAGCUGCUGCUCCUCAACCAUACUACUCCCAGCAAGCUGGUUACAACACUCCUCCGCGUGUACCCCAACAACCCUCAAGCAACCUGUAUAAUGUAAUGAGCAACGACCGUGGAACUGCUGCUGGAGCCGGAACCGGCGAUGUUUACCAGCCUCAAGCCGAUAUGGGAUCCAUGUCAAACGGAUACGCGUCCCAGAUGAACGGUGCUGGCGGCAUCAAGCGCGGGCGCGACGAAGACGACGACCUGCAGCGCCCAUCAAGCGGCGGCGGCAUGGACCUCAAGCGUCGCAAAACCCUCUUGGACUCACAAGUCCCGGCCAUGGCGUACGCCCCGCCUGUGAUGGCCCAGCAGCCGCGACGAAGGUAA
Messenger RNA from Colletotrichum chrysophilum, 2097 nucleotides. RefSeq lists its product as uncharacterized. Bases 1 to 2097 code for a protein of 698 amino acids. Gene Ontology annotation, biological process: positive regulation of transcription by RNA polymerase II. The record is from RefSeq and is a predicted model, not a curated record. Lineage: Eukaryota; Fungi; Ascomycota; Sordariomycetes; Glomerellales; Glomerellaceae. Gene Ontology annotation, cellular component: nucleus. Gene Ontology annotation, molecular function: DNA-binding transcription factor activity; sequence-specific DNA binding. The transcript is spliced from 3 exons.